Molecule: messenger RNA, 823 nt
Organism: Rhodamnia argentea
Lineage: Eukaryota; Viridiplantae; Streptophyta; Magnoliopsida; Myrtales; Myrtaceae
Product: non-specific lipid transfer protein GPI-anchored 6-like
Exons: 3
Coding region: 110-724 (204 amino acids)
Source: RefSeq, a predicted model, not a curated record
AAAAAAAAAAACCCUACAGUGCAAUUCGGUUCACGAGCCCCGCUUGCAUAAAUUGAAGAGGACAGCACGAGCCGUUGAGCUUCACCGUGCGCUCACAGUCACAUCCACGAUGGUUUCGAGGAACUGCGGGAGCCCCGUGUGGAGACUGCGCUGCUUGCUCGCGGCGGCGGUGACGGCGGCGGCGUUGAUAGGGUCGGGGCGGUCGGACCUGAACCAGGACCGGGCGCAGUGCGCGGACCAGCUGGUGGGGCUGGCGAGCUGCUUGCCGUACGUGGGCGGGGACGCGAGGACGCCCACCAUAGACUGCUGCACGGGGUUGAAGGCGGUGCUGGACAAGGGCAAGAAGUGCCUGUGCGUCCUCAUCCGGGACCGGGACGACCCCAACCUCGGGCUCAAGAUCAACGCCACCCUCGCCCUCGGCCUCCCCUCCGCCUGCCACGCCCCCGCCAACAUCACCGAGUGCAUCGAUCUCCUGCACUUGGCGGCGAACUCGACGGAUGCCAAACUGUUCAAGGGAGCCACGAACAGCAGCAGCACCGUCAGCAGCAACAGCACAGCCACCCCAGCUGCUAGUGCAAACUCCACCGGCAGCGGCGGUGGGUCAGCUUCUGAAGUGAAGAGCCACGGCGGAGAUCGGACGCCGAUGAAGAGGUGGUGGGUACUAGAGAUCAUGUGUGGAGUCCUGAUAGUGUUGUCGACGUCGAAUCGAAUGUGGGGCGCUUGAUUCCAUAUGCAGUUCGCGCUUUCUUCUUUGUAUCUUUCUUUCUUUCUUUCUUUCUUUGGUGUUGGAUACGGACGAUGUUGUCUUGAUUAGGUGGUCGAU